CAUGCGCAAACGUCGCGGCUUUUCUUCGCAUUUGUCAGAUGAUGUUGACCCGGGUAUUCUAGGGUUAAUUACCCACCUCAAAAUGUACUCUAUUGAUGGGAGGCGGGGCUGCAAACGACAAAAAAGCCUUAAACAGUCGAUAAAGUUGGCGCUAUCGGUGCAUUUUAAGGAGUACUAUUCGUUUUUGUUCGCCGGACAUUAACCUGCAGUUCGGCGACUGAAUUCACUUUUACCGGCUUGGGCGAAAAAACAGCCUCGCAUCUGUUAGGGUCCUUUUUCCUGCUCUCAUUGAAUCACAUCUUACGAUGGUGCUCUUCCAGCGCUGUUUCACUAGGACGUUUAGUCUCGGGCAGCGGAAACUGAGCGGUUCGCCCCAACAGGAGAAAGUGGUGAACAUGCCAGCAUGGGCUUCCAUCAGACCACAUUAUCAGAGCUGCUUGGUCGGUGCUAGGAGCUACAGCACCGAAGGUGCUGGAGGGUUGAGUGAACGCACUCUGAUCGCCGUCAAGCCCGAUGGUGUACAGCGACGUCUCGUGGGUCAGAUCAUCCAGCGUUUUGAGAAGAGGGGCUUCAAGCUCGUGGGCCUAAAGAUGUUAAAGGCUCCGGAAGAGUUGCUGUCUCAACAUUAUCAUGACCUCAGCAAGAAGCCCUUUUAUCCUUCCCUGCUGCAGUACAUGGGCUCUGGUCCCCUGGUUGUCAUGGUAUGGGAGGGGUACAAUGUUGUCUCCACGUCCCGGAAAAUGGUGGGGGACACCAACUCAGCCGAGGCCCCUCCAGGCACUAUUCGUGGUGACUUUAGCAUUCACAUUAGCAGGAAUGUGGUCCAUGCCAGUGAUUCCGUGGAUGGGGCUCAGCGGGAGAUCCAGUUGUGGUUUAACUGUAAAGAGCUGACACACUGGGACUGCCAUGACCAAAGCAGCACUUUCCACUUGUGAGAGAGGAUUGGGAGGGAACCCAGUGCCCCUACUGUGCCUGUUUUACCAUAUCGACACCGUUACUACCUCUAUGUACGUGUGUGAGCGGCAAAACGUGUGCAAGCAGUACCCAAGCUCUGCCUGCACCCCAGGUCCAUCACACCAUACCAGAAUCACGCCGGCAGCGGCCCGGUCUGCUCAUGCGCUUCAACGACGUGGCUGAGGGGUACCCAUGACGUGUCAUUUUCCUUCGCUUUUAAUUUUUUUUAAUGAAUCAGUGUUGUGGUAUUAAAAUCACAUGAAAUUUGAGAAGAUUGGUUUAGAAUUUUAAAUGAUUAUAUGAGGGCUGGUAAUGUCAAGAUUAAAAAAAAAAAAAAACUCCUGAAUACAUUAACUGAAAAUUACACAAAGUAAACUCUAAACAUUUGUUUUGGCAAACAUAUUGCGAAGGUCAGCUUGACUUUGAGGUUUUUGUAUAAAGCCUUUUGUCCCAAACCAAACAGAACUUGGUGAAAACCCCUCAGAAAAAGGAUUUUAUUGACUUAACGUACAUAAUCAAAUUAGCUUUCCAGCCUACAGUGGAAUAUUAUCAUCAACUGGAAAAAUUGCUCAACGAUUGUCAAUAUUUCUCAGAUCACAUUGGUCAAGACAGUAUUUUAGUUCAAAUAAAUUUUGCUGUUGAAAUUCA
Molecule: messenger RNA, 1602 nt
Organism: Brienomyrus brachyistius
Lineage: Eukaryota; Metazoa; Chordata; Actinopteri; Osteoglossiformes; Mormyridae
Product: nucleoside diphosphate kinase B-like
Exons: 5
Coding region: 306-935 (209 amino acids)
Biological process (GO): GTP biosynthetic process; UTP biosynthetic process; CTP biosynthetic process
Molecular function (GO): nucleoside diphosphate kinase activity
Source: RefSeq, a predicted model, not a curated record